Messenger RNA from Egretta garzetta (little egret), 5681 nucleotides. RefSeq names its product consortin, connexin sorting protein (gene CNST). The record is from RefSeq and is a predicted model, not a curated record. The coding region runs from base 413 to 2575 and encodes 720 amino acids. Gene Ontology annotation, cellular component: plasma membrane; trans-Golgi network; transport vesicle. Gene Ontology annotation, molecular function: connexin binding. NCBI's taxonomy places the organism in Eukaryota, Metazoa, Chordata, Aves, Pelecaniformes, Ardeidae. Gene Ontology annotation, biological process: positive regulation of Golgi to plasma membrane protein transport. The transcript has 12 exons.
AACCCUCUGCCGGGCACCGGUGGAGGGAUGCCUGCUCUGUUUGUGAGUGGAAGUCCCAGGAGCUACGUAUUUAGUUUGAGGUUUGCCCGGGUGUUUCUCGGGAGCCUUUGAUCUCCGCGUCUGCAGCUCAAUAGUCACUUCGGGACUCGGUUCUUUGUAUCGCCCUGCCGCCCUCAGCAGGCGCAGGAUCCUGCUCCAGCAGAUCUCAGGCAUCAGUUCUUGUCGGCUUCUUUCUGCCCCGUACUGUCUUGCAAUUACGCUUGAGAACUGCCAGAUCUAUACUGAAUCUUGCAUGUGUAAAGGACUACCUCUUUCUGACCUGGUCGUUAUCCUUGAGAAACUGUUGAAACCUUAAGAAAAUGGUCUAGAAGUAUUUGGAGAGAGAUUAAGAGGUUCAACAAAUAACGUUCUAAUGGAUGACAGAAAAUUUACACGAAAUGAUCUACGAAUAGACUCAAAGAACAGUCGUCCUGCUGACCAUAGGGUGGAAAGUUUGGCAUCUCACUUGGUUUCUUCAGCUGAUGAAAAUGAAAACCAACUUGACAAUGAUGGGAAUGAGGUUCUGAGCAACAGUAGCAUUGCUGUGGGACAACAGGAUAAAGGUGAGCAGGACAGCAUCAAUAAUAAUGAGAAUACAGACAGUGGAGACUGCACCCCAAGCUGUAAGGAAAGUGAGACUGACAGGAGAUCUGUAAAUGUCCAUAUGGACCCCCAGCUGGAGGAAAAGCCUAUUACAGAAAAACAGCCAGGUGGAAAAAGAAGUCCAAGAAGCAAAAGAAGCUCCAGCAAAAAAUCUAAAGGAGUUCCUACAGUAGGAACCACAGCAAUCAAGGAGGAAAAUACUGUUACUACAGACACACAUUCUGUGCGUGUUGAAGGUGCUGUUGAAGCAAACGAAAACUUUCACCAAAAAGAACAAAACCAAAUGCAGUCUCUUUUCUCAUUGCUUCGUGAAGAGGUUGAGCAGAUGGAUUCAAAGAUACUGCCGCUGUGUCUCCAUCAGAUAGCUGAGACCUAUUUUCAAGAGGAGGAAUAUGAGAAGGCAAUGAAGUUCAUUCAGCUUGAACGACUGUAUCAUGAGCAACUUCUUGCAAAUCUUUCUUCCAUACAGGAGCAGUGGGAAAAAAAAUGGAAAACAGCAGUUCCUAGUCCAGUUACAACACUGAGGAAUUCAGCUACAGAACUGAGUGAUGAAGAGCUGGAAAAGCUUACUAGAGUUUGCUCUUCACAUCAACAGCCACAGACAUCCAAAAAUAAGGUAGUAGCUGCAGAAAAUACAUGGGAAAGCAGUUGUUUGCUUCAGUUAAUGGAAUCAAAAAAUGUAAAGGAAAGAGAAGCUGCUGCUUUUAAAUCAGGUUCUGAAACUUGUCCCGGCGUUAGACCAAAGAAAGAAGAUAAACAGCUGAGCACUAGUUCUCCAGGUGAAAACAAAACCGAGAGACAGACAGAGGCAGAAAGCCUUUGGGUAGCUGCAGGAAAGGACCACAUGGAGGAGCAGCACUGCAGUGCUGAAUCAACAUUGGAGCCACACACCCAGUCCACAGGGACAGUGGGCAGGCCUUCUUCAGGCUGUUUAUCAUCUGGGAAUGCCGGUAAAGAUAACAGUUUGCAGCUGAGAGAAAGACAACUCUCUAAGGAUGCAGAAAAAAUAGAAGGCACAGCUGGGGAGCCUGGAGUGAAACUCCCUCUUGAGCCAAUGGUAGAUGCUUUGGUUUUAACAGAUGCUGAUGAUAUGCCUACUGAUUUGGUUCCUACUGAUAAAGAUGAGCAAGCUGAAAGAAAUCUGCUCAGAUCAAAACACACUGCUGGCUCUUCAGAAAUUGCUAGUGGCCAGCUUGGAAAUAGUGAUCUAAAGCAGCAACAGGAACAGCCUGAUGAUGAUGAUGGAGAAUCUUCACGGGACAGAACUGCAUCAAAUGUAUGCUCUGGGUGUAAUAAAGUGUCUGAGCAUGAGCAUACUGCCCAUUCACAAGUAUGCAAGGAAGUACAGAGAACAGCAGGACAGGGGGAGAAGGUAAAUAAUGAAGAACAAGAAGAUCUACUUCUCAGAUUUUUAACUGAUAACAUAAUAGACACUGAAGAAUCAUUUGCAAACUUAGCAAACCAAGAGGAUUUUGACACUGUUCCAGAUAUUUCACCUGAACAAGCAUCUUACAACUCACUGGAAGCUUUAUCACUAGACGACAGCUUUUCUUCUCUCGAUGAACUUGCAAGAAGGAUAGAGAUUGCUGAGAUUGCCCCAGCAGAAGGAUUGGUGUCCAUACUAAAGAAGAGAGAUGACAGGGAAGGAAAAACAAUUGCUCAAGCCCAGCAAAGGCAAACGAAGAGAAGAGUGCGAUUCCAAGAAAUGGAAGACACAUUGGAUCAAGAUGAAGUAGCUGGUGGCUCCUGUAUUUUGCUGAUCCUGCUGUGCAUAGCAUCUGUUUUCCUUAGCAUUGGAGGAACUGCAUUGUACUGCACCUUUGGUGACAAAGAAUCCCCUGUGUGUACUAAUUUUGCAGCCAACAUGGAUUUCUAUUAUACCCAGAUACUGCAGCGUGUGGAAGAACUUAAGCACUGGAUAGCCUUCUCGUAGUUGAAAUGAGUGGAGACAGCACAUUCAGAGCUCACCAGUAACCUGGAGAGGAUAGAAAAACUUCAAGUUCUCUAACACUUGCCACCUGCAAGUGAUGUGUAUUUGGUGAUGUACUUACACUUUUACUUAGAAACAAAAAACCUCCUGGUUUAGCAAUCAGGUGGCAAAAUGUUCUCAUCUUAAGCUGUAGCAGUGUGGUAUGGGAGAACAAAAAUUCUCUUCACUCUUUUGAGAGUAGGCAAGUAGCUUUUCGACAAGUUGAGCAAGUGAAGAAGAAAGAAGAAAAGUCACUGUCUUCUAUGUGCUCUCCCCUUGCCACACGUUGUGUAAGCAAUCUCUGGAAGCUUAGUAGAAGGACAGCUUUAAUUUACAGCUGUUUGUGCAAAGGUGUUGCCUCCAGCUAUCAUGCAAUAAGUCUGUGUUUUAUGGAAACAUUAUUUUUCUUCUAAGUCUUACUAUUUUCCUCCAUUUUAAUUCUCCUGGUGAGCCAUGUCAUUAUUUGGGUGGAGUGAGAAGAGUGCAGUGGCAUUCAUGGAGCCCUCAUUUGGUGGUUAACAGGCUGACCCUGUAUCUUACAGCUUAUGGUGAAUAUCACGAGUGGGAUAAAUCUGCUGGCAGAUUUCACUAAAUUAUCUGGAACUUUACUCCCAGUAUUUGUGUGGGCUGUUUUAGAAAUGGAAGGUUAAAAAAUGAGAUCAUUGGUCUCGCUCAACACAGGAACAAAAGUAAGAUGCUUGGUAAAUUAUUUGCAUUAAACAGUAAAGUGGCUUUGGCCAAUUUUAAAGCACCUGGUAGUGGGUGUGGGGCUAACUGGGUUUUCUGUCCAGCUAUGUCACUGACUUGCAGUAAUCACUUUGUGCCUCAGCUUCUCCUCCAUAAAUGGGGAAUAAUGUUCCUUGCCUUUGUCUGAGAAUUUUUAUUGCAAUUAGGGCUCACGUCUGAUUCAUCCUAGAUGAGUGCACAGGAUCACUGAACUGUGUGGUCGCAGCCUGUCUCAAUGAGGGAACGCUGAUGUAAAGUGGGACUGAUCCAACAGAAGAGAUCCAGAGGCUCGCUGCAGAUCCACGGCAUGUUAGUAGUCUGGGGCACUCGUUCCAACAGAUAAAGCACAUUUGCAUCUAUUUGCCCUGCAGUUCUGAGACCUCUAUUGUAAAAUCUGUUCUUUUUCUAUCAAUCAGCUAUACGAACAAAUUUAAAUCGGUACGAAGAAUCACUUUAAAGGGAUAUUUCUAUCACGCGGUGCUCAGCCCUCCCUGUGUGGUAUGUGAGAGAAACGCUGACAUGGCUGUGUAGGUGAGAAUUAGAAUCGCAAGGCCUUUGGCCCACACUCUGGUCAAAAUGUGGCAACUGUUAUUGCACAGAGCAUAAUGGCCUAGCCCUGCUGAAGGUGCUAGUGCAAAACAGUUACACCUCAGGAAACAGCAUUUUUGAGGGGUUCACUUCACUCCACUCCGUGAUUUCCUGCUUACUAACGUUGUAUGAUGCAGUAUGUUCAGGUUUAGAAUGUUAUUUUGUAAAAUACUAUGAAAUGCAAUCUUCAAGAUAUUGCUCAGAAUUAUAACAUUAAAUGAUCAUGCUUUCUGGCGUUUGCAAGCAAAUUGUCCCUCUAGUGAGCUUGAUUGUUCCUAACGUACUGUUAUACUUAACAGGCUUUAAAAGUGAAAGUUAAAAUCACUUUUUUUUUUUUUUCCUAGAAUAAGUUGCAUGUAUGAUUUCUCUUUUUGCUUUCACUGCAGAGGUUUACUUUAUGUAUACCUUAGGGAGCCUCAUGUGCAGCUUUAUAUUAAACUAGCAAAUCUAAAAUGCCCAAAUUAAUGAAAAAUUUUGCUUUCAGAAUGGAAUUUGAGAACGGUAGUUUGGUAUAUUUUUUGUUUGUUGUCCUCAGACUAUUAUAAUGCUGGGCUAAUCUAAAGGAGAAAGGGAAAGACACUUUUGUAUUUUAAAGUGUUACUGGCUGGUUCAGUUUAUUAUUUGAAGUCUGGCUUUAUUUAUUUAAUUUUUCUUUUAAAGAGAAUAUUAAUUUUCUUUUUUGGUAAUUUACAGAGUAAUUAAAAAGCAUGCAUUCAGUUAAAAUAUGUAUUUAUAGUGACUAUGUACUUAGAAUAUAUUUUGGGUUUCUGUAACAUUGGGUGUUCCAGGAUAUUAAGUUUAUUCCUGAAGAGACAACGGUUGAUUUCAGAUUAAAAAAAUAUUUUUACAUUUUUGUGCACUUCAUCACCAAAAAAGAUCAAGAGGUAGGUAUAGAACUAUUUAUUCAAAAGUAUAUCAUAUAGGGAGAUCAAAGAUCCUCUACUUCUAGGUUCAUUUAAUUAAAACUAUUUUUAAAUAAUUAUUUUAUUUAAAACUGUAAAGCUAUUUAAAGUCAAAGCAAUUUUUAAUAAGCAGCUCAGUUUAAAAUCAGUGGUCCAAAUGCUGGCAUGUGCUAAUUUCUCAGUGCAAAGAACUGCCUACAAGAAGAUCAUGAAGAGGCUGGGCACCACUUUACCAACAUGUACCUGAUGAAAAGUGAGCGGCCAGGCAUUUUGUGUAACUCAGCUAUCUUACACUUGUGUUGUAACUUGGAGCAUCUCUCCAGCCUUCCCACCCUAUGCCAAGGUACCACACCUGCAAAGUCUCUCAGGAUUUGAGGGAGUGGAAGGGUCACAUAUGCACAGGCUGCCCGGCUCCUGAUCUGAGCUGUUCACUGCUCAGUUGCAACCAAGUCAUUGAAUCUGGAUCUAAUGUCUGUCUCCCUUUAUAAAAAGCUGAUGGUAUUAAUUCUUGCUUCAUGGAACAAUUGUUAGUGCAAGUAGUUUGUGUGGGCUGUAGUAGGUUAUCAAACUUGCAGCUACCAACUUAGCAAAACUUGCUUUGUGUUGAACUCCAAAGAGUGUGUGGGUGGGCCUGAUGUUGGCCUUCCUAUGUGCUCUGUUCUCUUUAGAUUGCUGCUGACAUUGCUUCUGCCAGGGUGACCUGAGGGGUUAAGAUCUUACAGUCAGGUAAAUCCAAGCAAAAACAAAUAAGUUGAUUUGACCAGUUAUUCCUCUUGUCUGAGCAUUUUGAGGUAAAAUAAUACUGAGCAAUAGCAAUGAUUGGUGUAAGCAGGAAAAAAACAGAGGAAAAAGGC